GAAUCCCUAAGACAACUCUGACGCCACUAAAGUUUCCAGAAGCAAUCAGCUCUCAGUCCUGACGGCAGGAGGGAACGCACCGCCGGGCCAAUCUGCCAGUUUUCUCGGCGGCAGCUGAAGUGCCAGGAAUUCUUGGUGUUCCGUUCCUCGGGCGCAACGCCGUCUGCACUUUUCGCCGCGUUGGGAGCAGCUUGAGUGAAGACAUCCAGGAUGGCUCAGGGAUCUGGGGACCAAAGAGCAGUGGGAAUUGCUGAUGCAGAGGAGAGUUCUCCAAACAUGAUCGUCUAUCGCAAAAUUGAAGACAUCAUUACAAAGAUGCAAGAUGACAAGACAGGGGGUGUGCCCAUCAGAACAGUCAAGAGCUUCCUCUCCAAAAUCCCCAGUGUUGUCACAGGUACUGACAUUGUGCAGUGGCUUAUGAAGAACCUUUCCAUCGAGGACCCGGUUGAAGCAAUACACUUGGGAAGCCUUAUAGCUGCCCAGGGCUACAUCUUUCCAAUCUCAGACCACGUUCUUACCAUGAAGGAUGAUGGCACCUUUUAUCGUUUCCAGGCCCCAUACUUCUGGCCUUCAAACUGCUGGGAGCCUGAAAACACUGACUACGCCAUCUACCUCUGUAAGAGGACGAUGCAGAAUAAAGCCAGGCUGGAAUUGGCAGAUUAUGAAGCGGAAAACUUAGCAAGACUCCAGAGGGCCUUUGCAAGGAAGUGGGAAUUCAUCUUUAUGCAAGCAGAGGCACAAGUCAAGAUUGAUCGGAAAAAGGACAAGACAGAAAGGAAAAUUCUGGAUAGUCAAGAACGGGCCUUUUGGGAUGUCCACAGGCCAGUGCCGGGCUGUGUGAACACAACGGAAAUGGAUAUCAGAAAAUGUCGUCGCUUGAAAAACCCGCAAAAGGUUAAAAAGUCAGUGUAUGGCGUCACUGAAGAGUCCCAGUCGCAAAGUCCUGUGCACGUACCCAGUCAGCCAAUCAGGAAAACCACAAAAGAGGACAUCCGGAAACAGAUAACAUUCUUGAAUGCACAGAUUGACAGACACUGUUUAAAAAUGUCCAAAGUGGCUGAAAGCUUAAUUGCUUACACGGAACAGUAUGUGGAAUAUGAUCCUUUGAUCACGCCAGCUGAGCCGUCCAAUCCCUGGAUCAGCGACGAUAUCGCUUUAUGGGACAUAGAAAUGAGCAAAGAGCCCAGCCAGCAGCGGGUAAAGAGAUGGGGCUUCUCUUUCGACGAAAUAUUGAAGGACCAAGUGGGGCGGGACCAGUUCCUAAGAUUCCUGGAGUCCGAAUUCAGUUCAGAAAACCUCAGGUUCUGGUUGGCUGUCCAGGAUCUCAAGAAACAACCCUUACAGGAUGUGGCCAAGAGGGUGGAAGAAAUUUGGCAAGAGUUUCUGGCUCCAGGGGCCCCAAGUGCAAUCAACCUGGAUUCUCACAGCUAUGAGAUAACCAGUCAAAACGUCAAAGAUGGAGGGAGAUACACAUUUGAAGAUGCCCAGGAGCACAUCUACAAGCUAAUGAAGAGUGACAGCUAUGCCCGCUUCCUCCGGUCAAAUGCUUACCAGGACUUGCUGCUGGCCAAGAAGAAGCCAGAAAGUGAGCAAGGUCGUAGAACUUCCUUAGAAAAGUUCACUCGCAGUGUGUGCUGCUGGCGCAGAGUCAGAAUGGCCGCUGCGUUUCACCCCCGAGGUGGCUUCCUUCCAGCAGUGGGGAAAGUCGCUGGCGGGCAAGCGCCUCCCCGGCCUGAUGCAGUCCUCCUGACCGUUCCCACCGCAGGGCCCGGGCCCGAGGACCACACGGGCAGGCGGCGGCGCUCCACAUCCGCAGACAGAGUUUCCUUACGAGGAGAUCUGGUCACUGUGAAAGAGAAAGAAUGAGGGCGUCGACGGGCCACAGUGGGGAGACUCGGUGGGUGAACGGGGAGACCAGAAAGGAGUCCACAGAGCCUGGGGUCAGCCAGGUAGAGGUCCCUGUUUACAACCCUCUGUUCCUUGUACAGUCAUGCGCUGGCACCCCGCUCUCUGAGAGGUCCCUGUUCCUAACUUGUUCAGGAGGAACACCUUAUGGAGCUCCUGUUGUGACUGUCACUUGAGAUCACAUCCUGACCAUCAUCAGCCCUCCCACUGUCUGGGGAAUCACGCCUUCCAGCCAACACAAGAGGGCCCAGCUUGCCCUGAGCACAUCCAGUAUUGUGCCCACCUGCCCACCGUCUCAGUGGCGACCCCCCAGCACCCACCAGAGUUACAGCCACUGUGUCCCAGCCACCUCCUGCUUCCUCCCAUCUCUGCGGCCCCCCAGGUGUGACAGGCCUGCACCGGGUGCUGACCUCACGCAGCAUGUCCCAACCCAGGCAACAGCGCUGAGCACCUUGCGGAUCACAUCACCUCGAGCUCAUGAAGCCCCUUGGAGGCCAGCUUUCAGAGGGGUCUCCCCAGGCCCAGCAGCUGCCCUUGGGUCCUGUCAGAUGUCUCAGAGGUCCAACACCAGAGGAAGCACUGCGGUAGAUGAAAGAGCUCAUGAUUUGGUGGCUAGAGAGGUUCCGACCAUCUUUUUAAAAUUUAUUAUCUUGUCAUUUAUUCUGUUUCUUCCCCUUCUCCUUGGUUUGUUCCCUCAUGCUUUGCUCAAAAUAAACACGGCCAUGAACUCAGGGGCCAUUGGGAUCCUCCCCUCAGGCGGCCCCAGGUGGCAGCUGGGAGAGUUCCCAGCCCAGGGGGCAGCUGGGUCGCGUGGCUGGCAGCCCCCACAUGUGGCAUCUCUGCAGGCAUGGCUGGGGCCGGGGCUGGGCCGGGGCCCAGUUGCGUCUGAAGCUUGGGUGGAAUGUGCUACAGAGGGACUAGGCCAGGGCCAUAUGGUUCUCUGACAGCCCAGCAAAAGGUACCCCGCUAAACAAUGCCUGUCGUAAGGGGAAAAGCAGACACGGCAAAACCUGCCAAGACCUGCAAAAGCUCCACGUGUCCCUUCAUGUGUGUGUGUCCCUGUCAUCUGCUGACUUGGCUGUGAGGCGAUGUGUGUGGCGUGACGAGCCAGGUGCCUGAGGCAUGCACGGUGCUCAGCAAAUGGUAGCUAUUACUCCCACUGUCAUUGUUGUGACUCCCACGAGCCCUUGGACGCAGUGGGAUCAGGCAACAUGUUCUUUGAUUCAGACCCUCGUGCCCACCCCUGCUAUGGCUAUCCUCCUUUCAUCUAUUUUUGACCAUAGAUGAAAAAUCUCCCUUGGGAGUAUAUAAACAGAAAACUUAAAAGAAAAAAGCGAUCACUGGUUUUUCUUUACUCAUGUAGGCAAAGUCACCAGCCAGUGAUCAGAGGCCCUGGUUUGCUGACCUCGCCUCCUGGGUGCUCCCCCAUGACCACGUUUCCGCCCCCUGCCCCGCGCCCUGCCAUGUGUCUGCUUCCCUGUCCCGCAGGGCACCGUCCUUCCAUCCCUGCCAGCAGGGCCACCGAGGGCAUCAUAGUCUCGGCUGUGGUUGCACCUUCCUGGGUUCUUGACCACGCCUCGGUUUCUCCCGGUAGCAGUAGUUGCUUCUCUGCCACGUACAGAGGAAAUGAGCACGAUGACAGAUGUUGAGAGUUCUCAGAUCACCUCCAAAGGUGGCAAUACAGACCCACGUUCUCACUGGGCACUCUCACACCCCCGUGCCACACAACCUUGGCAGAGCCUGGCACUUGGCAGGCACUCCAUAAUGACUUGAUGAAUAAAUGAAUGAAACGAAGCCCUGUCAAUGUUACGGGGUCUGUUGACUCCUCUCCUCGUUCCACCCUUAGUUAACCCCUUGCAUUUCACACAGACCUCCUGUUUAAGUACCUAUUACAGUCCAAGUUCCUCUGCACCCAACUUUGCCCAAAGGAAGCUCCUCCCUGCCAGAGGUCCCCAGGCUGUGCUGACAUCAGGAACAAAGGACAAAGGAAGUUCCAGGAUGUCGGGUGCCUCUAUGCCCUCAGUUGCCCAGGACAAGAGCCCGGCUGCCUCCUGUCCUUCCCCAUGGGCUGUGGACAGGGCAGGGCUGUUCCCCUCACCCCCUGGCUGCUGCUCCUGAGACUUUGGCCCACCCUGGAGGUCCCCAGGGGGGCUGCCAAAGGUCAGAUGGACAGUAGCCCCUAGAUGGAGCAGGCUACAGGCUUCCAAACACCUCUGGGGAUAUCCAGAGGGGAGGGCAGGCCAGCAAGCUCAAUAGAGGUAAGGGCACUCCAGAUGCAUUCAGACCCAAGCUGUAAACCUCCUCCUCGUGUGCCUCCCAUCCAGGCAUGCUGGGCCCUGUGACCAACACCACGUGCUUCCCAGUAGAUGAAGCCAAGCAACGGACGUGGACCAGGAUUGCUCCUCCCACGUUGGCCAGUCCAAGGUCAAUCUACUGUGCAGACUUUAGAAUUAAGUACAUUAGGAAAAUCUGGUCUUGGUCGGUUCUGCACUGGCCUGGUCUACACAGCCAAAACUUCUAGCCAGAUUAGAGUUUUGAAGGCAAUUCUGUAGCAAAGCAGGUUCCUCUGCCUCCAGAAGCCUCCUUAGCUCCCUUGACUAGACAGCCUCUGGACCUGGAACUCUUCCCACUGAGGGCUCAUAUCAUGUGGGCAGCCCCAUGACCAAAGCAUUUGGGCAGCCUUAGAAGCGACCCCCACAACCUAAUUAGCUCAGACACACAGGCACCAGACAUUGGGCAUCUGAUUGAAAUACCCUUUGCCUACGUGGGAAGAGUAAAACCUGUAGGUUGGCACAUGUAAAUGCCCAGCAGCAGCCAGAGAGCCUGGUCCAAGCAGUAGGAGCUCGCUGGGCUGGGGAGAGAGCUCCAAAAGGUGAUGCUGUGUUCUACUGGAAAGGUGUUACUCUAUGCUAGGAACACUGCAGGACCCAGCCUGCCAGUGCAGUCAGCUGGGUCACACUCCAGGCCCACCGCUACUGAAGGAUCAGAUACAGGCCAGGGUCCCAGAGGGACCUCUCACAAUGCUGAGUUGUUACACGGACCAGGGAACACAUGGGGACACACUCCAGGAGCUUUUCCCCUGGCAAGAUUGCUGGUGUGUUCAAACUACCUCACCAACAGGACACUAAACCAGGAGUCCGCCACCUGUCUGGCCCUUUUGUUGGUU
This is a messenger RNA of Manis pentadactyla (Chinese pangolin), 5071 nucleotides long. It is a transcript of the gene RGS6, whose product is annotated as regulator of G protein signaling 6. Bases 211 to 1866 code for a protein of 551 amino acids. The record is from RefSeq and is a predicted model, not a curated record. Gene Ontology annotation, biological process: intracellular signal transduction; G protein-coupled receptor signaling pathway; regulation of G protein-coupled receptor signaling pathway. NCBI's taxonomy places the organism in Eukaryota, Metazoa, Chordata, Mammalia, Pholidota, Manidae. Gene Ontology annotation, molecular function: GTPase activator activity. The transcript is spliced from 19 exons.